This is a messenger RNA of Nerophis lumbriciformis (worm pipefish), 3028 nucleotides long. Its product is annotated as SLAIN motif-containing protein-like. The record is from RefSeq and is a predicted model, not a curated record. NCBI's taxonomy places the organism in Eukaryota, Metazoa, Chordata, Actinopteri, Syngnathiformes, Syngnathidae. Gene Ontology annotation, biological process: positive regulation of microtubule polymerization; cytoplasmic microtubule organization; microtubule nucleation. Gene Ontology annotation, cellular component: microtubule plus-end.
UGGAGCCAGAUUGUUGCGACACAUUUUUGACUGAAACUGGAAGUCAUGGAAGUCCAAGACCUGGUAAGGCGUGACUGGGAUGUUGAUUUCUACGAUGACACCAGCUUAAACUGUCCUGUUUCGGAGCAAAUUGCCCAUGUGUGGGACAAACCAACAGUGGAUAAGUGCGAAAGUUCUCGCUCAUUUGCCAAGGAUGCAAGGAUGAGACUUGACUAUUUGAAAUUUGGAUCCCAAGUACCCCGCGGGGCCAAAGAGGGAGCAAUGCAUCAUGGUGAGAGUGAAAAAAACCACACUGUGUUGGAUUUAGUGGAGCUUCUUGAUAUCAAGGAUGAGGUGGAAGAUGAAGAGAGCUGGCUAUACGAGUCUCCGGAAACGGCAACAUCAGCCGAGUCUCCUCUCAGAUGGUGUCGACAUGUCCUGGAUAACCCGACUCCUGAGACGGAGGCUGCAUGUCGUUUGCUGACAAAUAAGCUGAACCAAAGUUCAAGCCAGAGCAUCUUCUACAGACAGCCUGCAGUGCAACCUCAGAGGGAUCCAUAUACGGGAAAAACAUCUGUCGACGCUACGCGCAACACCUCUGACAGUUCAGAAAACAAUAAUGUGAGUAUGACCCAUGAAGCCAUAAGCAGCAAUUACAAACUGGAGGACAUCACCGAUGUACACAUCAUGGCUCGUAUACAAGAAGAAAGUUUACGACAGGACCAAGUUUCAGCUGGAACUAGCUCCGAGCCACAAGUCAGACUUCGCCAGCAAGUCGCCCAGUUCAAGUUGCUUAAAAGAGCUCAGAAUGGAGCCAGGACACAGUCCCCCUUGCGGACCAGCCUUCGCUCGCUCCAAGCAGUGAGAAACAGUCGUAGUUUGGACAUCGACGACUACCUCCCUGCUCAUCAAGCAUCAAACACCUUUCUUCCAUCAGCUGUCUCCUCUUCCAGAAUGGAGCGGCAUUGCGGUCCUUCGUCCAUGAACGCCAACGACUCGUCAUCACACUUGGAGAAAAGCUGUUCAGUUCAGAAGACGGCCGUGAGGGAGGUGCAGAGGUCUCAGUCCCUCAGCCCCCGCAGACUCCCUCAUUCUGCUAAGAGAUAUUUGUCCUUCACUUCAUGUGUGCAUGCAUCACCUGAGAGGAUAACAAGCACAGCUUGGGGCAGCAAAAUGUCUUCCACUCCACGCUGAAUGUUUAGGAUGAGAGGAUAACACUACAGUAUAGUCUGCUUACUUCUGUGCUGCAAUGUAUCCUGGAAAAAGUCAUAUGUGUGUGUGAAUGUGAGUGGAUGUUGUCUAUCUGUGUUGGCGAUGGGGUGGCAACUUCUCCCACCCAGUCCACCCUCCCCCACCCCGAGAGGUACAGGUGGUAGAAAAUGAAUGGAAGGAUUGCUAUGAUGUCAUGCACUUCGCAACUAUUAUCUGCUGUUAUAAUCUUCAUUUCUAGCAUUUAAACUGAGAAUGCAUGCAGUUUCUGGGUCCAUUCCACAACAUUAAAUGUGUAUGAUAAAAUUAACUGUAAAAUAGUUGUUUUUUUUAUUUAUUACACAAAGUAUAAUGCACAUUGACCUGAAUGUACAUUUAAUAAAUAUGAUUUAAUUUGAAUUGAACACUGAAAAAAACAUUUGUUACCUGCCCUUUAUCUAAAUUAGGCUUUAUUAUGAAAUACACUGUAAAAUAUUUCUUACAUGUUUGUGUUACUCCUUAUCCAACUAUAAUUUACAAAUAUUUUUACUAGUAUUUUUGUUAAAAUUCCCACUUUAGUCCCUGGGUUUUUACUCAGCCCUGUUACCCUAACAGGGUCAAACUCAAGGCCGGAGGGCCAGAUCUGGCCCGCCACAUCGUUUUACGUGGCCCGAGAAAGCCUGAAAGUAAUGUGCAUCAAUAAAGUACUUCAUCUUUCUUACUAAACGUAUUUGUUUUUUUUAAUUUUGACCGGAAAAUUGCAUGUAUUGCAUACAACUGCAUGUCUUCUAAACUAUCUGACCUUGCAAAAAACAUUAUAUUAACACAGAGGUGUCCAAAGUGCGGCACGCAGCUCCAGUUUUGUUGGCAUAUUGUUGGAUAAAAAAAACAGUAAUAAUGCAAAAAAAGAAAACAUUUGUGAUGUAAAAAUGUUAUACUAAUAACUCAGGGGUGUCCAAACUUCUUCCAACAAGGGUUGCUUACUGAAAAGUCAAAGUAUGUGGGGGUUAUUUAGAUUUUUUUUUUCCGUAAAGAAAAAAGAUUAAAAAGGAUGUUAUACAUUCUGUAUUUAAAGACAAAAUUUAAGGUCAGCUUCUUGUUAUAAGUGACACUGACAGUGUUUUAUUAUAGUAUACAAAUUUUAGAUUUGGAUUAUUAUGUCUUUUUUUCACAUUUUUACUGUUGUUUUACCUGCAUCUGUAAUAAUUAAUAAUUGUACACUUUGUCACCUAUAAAACACAGCUGGCACUAAGUUGUAUCUUUAAUUAUAUGUCAUGUGUGUUUAAAGCAUUUUCUUACCAAAUAAAAAGAUAUCAGAAUGGUUCCCACAUACUUUGACUUUUUAGUAUGUUGUAAAAGGUUUCGACACCCCUUUAUUAGUAACAUACAGUCAAGAAAAUAAGUAUUUGAACACCCUGCUAUUUUGCAAGUUCUCCCACUUAGAAAUCAUGGAGGGGUCUGAAAUUUUCAUGGUAGGUGCAUGCCCACUGUAUGAGAGAUAACCUAAAAAGAAAAAUCCGGAAAUCACAAUCUAUGAUUUUUUAACAAUUUAUUUGUGUGAUACAGCUGAAAAUAAGUAUUUGAACACCAAGAUUAAUAUUUGGUAGAGUAGCCUUUGUUUGCAAUUACAGAGGUCAAACGUUUCCUGUAGUUCUUCACCAGGUUUGCACAGACUGCAGGAGGGAUUUUGGCCCACUCCUCCACACAGAUCUUCUCUAGAUCAGUCAGGUUUCUGGGCUGUCGCUGAGUAACACACACUUUCAGCUCCCUCCAAAGAUUUUCAAUUGGAUUUAGGUCUGGAGACUGGCUAGGCCACUCCAGAACCUUGAUAUGGUUCUUAUGAAGCCACUUCUUGGUUUUC